CCGCUAUUAUGGAUAAUUUCUCAAAAGAUCCAACGAAAUAUUGGUAUCACAAUUUUCUAGUAAAGCAAUAAAACAGCUGCAAAGAGAAUAAAAUCAAAGUUUCUUACAAUAGCUAAAUUCUACAUACAAUGAACUCUCGUCAUUUCUCUUGCAAAAUUUUGGGCAUCACAGGUGCAAAACAUGUGACGGGCAAAUAAUUACUUAUACACAGACCCUUGUCUGUGCAUGACUCACAUGGAGUGUCCAGUGUCUAAAUUAAAUUCUGUAGGCAGAGAGGGGAUGCACCAACUCUCUCUUAUAUAUACUUUGGGAGUGAAAGACCUUUCUCUCUUUCGCUUAAUAAUUAGGUUGGACGCAGGCAAUUCUGCUGCAAUGGAAGGCAAAGAUGAGAACUUUGAAGAGGAGAGGAGAGGAGAGGUCGAAGAGAAAGAAGUUAUCCAAGAUGAUUGUGUUGAUGAUGGUUUUGAGGAAGAGGACAGUGAUGAGGACUGUGGUUCUCAUAGAUUCAUUCCUAGUCCUUUGGUCCCUCUCAGGGAUCAUCUCGUGAAAGACAAGGAAGAUGACAGUCUGAGGAGGUGGAAGGAAAAGCUACUUGGUGAUGGUUAUGAGGAAAUGAUGGGUCAAACAGAACCCGAAGUUACAUUUUAUUCGAUAGGAAUUGUAUCAAAUGACUAUGAAGAGACUGUUCUACCCUUACCAAUAGAAAGCGAAAGCCCUCUUCUAUUUACGCUUAAUGAAGGAGCAAAGUAUCGUCUCAAGCUGAAAUUCAGAGUCCAACACAACAUUGUCUCUGGUUUAACCUACAUGAAUACUGUAUGGAAAGGCAGCCGUAAAAUAAAUCAGGCUAAAGGAAUGCUGGGUACUUUUGCUCCUAGCCGAAACCCCUACGAGGAGUUGCUGGAGGCAGAAUCUACCCCAUCAGGCCUAUUUGCCCGUGGCAUCUACUCUGCAAAACUUCAGUUCAAAGAUGAUGACAAUCACAGCUACCUGGAUCUCAACUAUUCAUUUGAAAUCAAGAAGCACUAAGCAAAAGAACCGUCAUGACUUUGAGACAAUAUAAUUUGAUUUUAAAGCUAUGAGCUUUGCAUUGCUAAAAUGCUAGUUUUACAUU
This is a messenger RNA of Asparagus officinalis (garden asparagus), 1111 nucleotides long. Its product is annotated as rho GDP-dissociation inhibitor 1-like. Gene Ontology annotation, cellular component: cytosol; membrane; cytoplasm. Lineage: Eukaryota; Viridiplantae; Streptophyta; Magnoliopsida; Asparagales; Asparagaceae. Gene Ontology annotation, molecular function: protein binding; Rho GDP-dissociation inhibitor activity. The record is from RefSeq and is a predicted model, not a curated record. The coding region runs from base 226 to 1026 and encodes 266 amino acids. Gene Ontology annotation, biological process: Rho protein signal transduction. The transcript has 5 exons.